This is a messenger RNA of Cynara cardunculus var. scolymus (artichoke), 1035 nucleotides long. Its product is annotated as zinc finger protein 511. Bases 96 to 854 code for a protein of 252 amino acids. The transcript has 4 exons. NCBI's taxonomy places the organism in Eukaryota, Viridiplantae, Streptophyta, Magnoliopsida, Asterales, Asteraceae. The record is from RefSeq and is a predicted model, not a curated record.
AGGUGGUUUGAAGCGUCAUUUUCUUUGCGAUAGGAGAAAAUUUUGGGAUAUAUCCCGCAAACUCGCUUGUGAUUCCCAAAAUUUAGAGUACAGAGAUGAUGAUGGUGGAUAAUCAUUUGCAAACACAGACGCAACUGCAGUCAGAAUUCCAGUACUGGCUUCCAGUUCUUCGUCGAUUCGGCCCUGACGAUCCUUUCUUCGCUUCUGGAAAUAUUGAACGCGAACUUCUCGCUAAACAGGUUGCUCUGGAUUUAACCGAAGAGGAAAAACAACAGCUUAGAAAUUUGGAAGACGAGCAUAGGGAGGUGUUCUGUCCAAUAGUCGGUUGUGUAGCACGCUUGAGAUCCUUGGCAGAGUUUGAAGAUCAUUACAAUGCACGGCACACGGCCUGUUGCUCUGUCUGCUCUAGAGUAUACCCUACAUCUCGCCUGCUUAGCAUACAUGUAUCUGAGGCACACGAUUCCUUCUUUCAAGCAAAAGCCGCACGAGGUUAUCCUAUGUAUGAAUGCCUUGUUGAGGGGUGUGGUGUAAAGCUCAAAAGCUACAAGAGUCGGCAUCAACAUCUAAUGGACAAACACAACUUCCCGUCUUCAUUCGAGUUCUUUAAAAAGUCCCGCCCGUCAAAAAAAGAGCGGGUGAAGAAAACCCAACGGAAAAAGCAACAACAUGCCACAGAAGAUGGUGAAGGAUCAAGUGCAAUGCAAGUAGAAGAAGAGACUCUCGAUGGCCUCGUUUCCGCUCUUUCCAAGUUGACUCCUUCAGAUUCGUCUCCUUCGGCCAUCAGUUUUGGUCGUCGGCAUACUCGUGGUUUGGCGUUUGUCCCUCGAGUCGUUCAUCGUGAAACAAAGAAAUGAAGUUUUGCAGUGUGUGAACUAGGUAUGAUAGUAGCCAAUUACAGAUCCAAGGAUAUAGAAAAGGGUGGGUGGUUUUCAUUGUGAAAUCUUAAAUAACAUGUCACUUAUCAUGUUAUUUUUAAGAUGCUGAAAACAUUGCAAUCUUCUCUUUGUUUUCUCAAGGAAACAAUGGUCUUUGAUU